Messenger RNA from Trichoplusia ni (cabbage looper), 760 nucleotides. RefSeq names its product protein app1-like. The record is from RefSeq and is a predicted model, not a curated record. Bases 79 to 597 code for a protein of 172 amino acids. The transcript has 2 exons. NCBI's taxonomy places the organism in Eukaryota, Metazoa, Arthropoda, Insecta, Lepidoptera, Noctuidae.
AAACUGAGCCUGAAACACUGACAAUCAUAGUUUUCUUUGUACUUUGUGAAAACAAGUUAAAAAAAAACCUCAAACACAAUGAAAACCUUCGUGGCUUUGUUCGCCCUCGUGGCUGUGGCCUGCGCCGCCCCUCUGCCCCUUGUGCAGAUCAUCGUGAACGUGGAUGCUCCCGCCAAGCCUGUGGAAACUCUGCCGGUGCCCAUCCUCCCCGCCCCCGUAGUCCUCCCCGAACCCACUCUACCCGAGGUCGUCCUCCCCGUGCCCAUCAGCCCUGAGCCCGUCGUGCUCCCCACUCCCGUUGCCCCUGAAGUCAUUCCUGAGCCCGUUGUUCUUCCCUCACCCGCUGUACCCGAGGUUGUUCCUGAGCCCGUUGUUCUGCCUUCCCCCGUUGCCCCCGAAGUAGACCCUGAGCCCGUCGUGCUCCCCUCUCCCGUUGCCCCCGAAGUAGACCCUGAGCCCGUUGUCCUCCCCUCUCCCGUUGCCCCUGAAGUCGACCCAGAGCCCGUCGUUCUCCCCGCUCCCGCUGCACCUGAAUUCGAGGUUGACCCCGUGGUCCUGCCUGAGGCCGCUGUCGUCCUCCCUGAAGAGCUUAACUAAACAAACAUUGAAGAACUCGUCUGCUGCCUUCAGACCACCUGCGCCAAAGCAGAAGCGACGGCAAUAGAAGACACAAUACCAUUCGUGUGACAUCCCCGGCAGACGAACAAGUGGAUUGAACUCUACAAGACACAAUUUAAGCUCAAUAAAUCUAUUUCAGUAA